This is a messenger RNA of Equus caballus (horse), 2005 nucleotides long. NCBI's taxonomy places the organism in Eukaryota, Metazoa, Chordata, Mammalia, Perissodactyla, Equidae. The record is from RefSeq and is a predicted model, not a curated record.
CCUUAGUAUUAUUUUUAGCAAUAAAUUCUCCAUGUCUUAAUACUUGGAAAAUACAAUUUUUUUAAUCACCUGUAAUCUCACCCCAAGGAAGUCAGAUUACAUUGUAUAUCCUGUUUUGUGGCCUGCUUUUUUUUCACUUAGUAGUCUCCUUUCAUGAUAUGAUGUGAUUUUAUGAGUGUAUGAUAGUCCAUUUAUGGAAUUUCCCUAAGCUGUCUCAUUAAUAUCCUAUUUGGGAGCUUUUAGGUUCAUUCCAAAAUUUUGGUACCUUAUAAAUGCUUGAUGUCAUUCUUUUUUAUAUCUCUGAGUAUUUCCUUAGAAUAAAUUUCUAGUCAGAAGAUUUCUUGAUGAAAGCGUAUGCUGCAUAUUGCCAGAUUGCCUUCCGGAAUAGAAGUUAUUUCCAGUUUUUUCAGCAGUGUGUAAGAGGACAAGUAUUUCUGAUAAAUGUGGAGGUUUUCUGCUAUUUAAAAGCUCUCCUCUCUUGGAAGAGAGGUAAAGGAAGGAAGCUACAGGGCAUCACAGGGCUAUAUCGGGGCAUGGCUGCCCCCAUCAUUGGGGUCACCCCCAUGUUUGCUGUGUGCUUCUUUGGGUUUGGUUUGGGGAAGAAACUGCAACAGAAAUGCCCAGAGGAUGUGCUCAGCUACCCUCAACUAUUUGCAGCUGGGAUGUUAUCUGGUGUAUUCACCACGGGAAUUAUGACCCCUGGAGAACGGAUCAAGUGCUUGUUACAGAUUCAGGCUUCCUCAGGGGAUACCAAGUACACUGGUCCCUUGGACUGUGCAAAGAAGGUGUACCAGGAGUCUGGGAUUCGAGGCAUCUAUAAGGGGACUGUGCUCACCCUCAUGCGAGAUGUUCCAGCCAGUGGGAUGUAUUUCAUGACAUAUGAGUGGCUGAAAAAUAUCUUCACUCCAGAGGGAAAGAGUGUCAAUGAGCUUAGCGUGCCUCGGAUCCUGGUGGCUGGGGGCAUCGCAGGGAUCUUCAACUGGGCUGUGGCAAUCCCCCCAGAUGUGCUCAAGUCUCGCUUCCAGACUGCCCCUCCUGGGAAAUAUCCUAACGGUUUCAAAGAUGUGCUGAGGGAGCUGAUCCGGGACGAAGGAGUCACAUCCUUGUACAAGGGUUUCAAUGCAGUGAUGAUCCGAGCCUUCCCAGCCAACGCGGCCUGUUUCCUUGGCUUUGAAGUUGCCAUGAAGUUCCUUAAUUGGGCCACCCCUAACUUGUGAGGCUGAAGGCUGCUCAAGGUUUCUGAAUGCUGGAAGCUGUCACCGAGGAGGAGCACUGGGCAGAACUAGGCCAUCCUGAAGGGGGAAGGGAGGGGGAUUGUGGGAUCAGAGCUCUGUGUGUGGACUUGUUGAGACCGUUGCCUUAAUGACGUCUUCUACCUGGUAGAGCUUGGUGUGCAAUUUUGAAACUUGAAUUCAGUCUUGUCAAUUUAAGGGAUCUCAAGAGGAUUUGGAGAUGGAGUAAGUAGCUUCUAGACCAGGUACAAUCUGUGGCCAGAGUGCUGUCUACUGAUUGACUACUGGACCUACUACACGCAAAGUACUCCUCAUCGAAGAAGGACUCUCAGCCUCUCACUGGAGGCGCUAUGCAUGUUUUCAGCCAGCUGACCGGGAGCUGGGGUCUUCUUCAAUCCCUACCCAGGAAGACCCACCAGAUUUCCAGGGUACUAUCUAAUCUGGGCCUGCACAUGGGGACGUGGACUUGAGGCCCACAUCUGUCUAUCCAAGUGGACUAAGCAAAUGUGCCUCGGGCAGAUACCCUGUUAUAGUCGGGUUGAUUUUUCUUUAUGCAUGCAAGUAAUCAAAAUUGAAGCUAGAGUAGCUUAAUUUCACAGGAGUAGAUGGAGAACUUUCCCUCCUACGUAGCGAGGAGAGUUUUGAAUCGACUGUGCCAGCCUGUUGGGAUAAGUCAGAAAGCCCAGGGUGUAGGAAGGCUCUUUUUGCACACUCUUUAUUCUCAUGAGAGUCCCCUAUUUUGAUAGGAAACAAUAAAUAUUGUCUCUCAUUUU